Messenger RNA from Trichomonas vaginalis G3, 492 nucleotides. RefSeq lists its product as uncharacterized. The coding region runs from base 1 to 492 and encodes 163 amino acids. NCBI's taxonomy places the organism in Eukaryota, Parabasalia, Trichomonadida, Trichomonadidae. The record is from RefSeq and is a predicted model, not a curated record. The transcript has a single exon.
AUGAAUGUUAAACUUAUUGCAGGAGUUUUGAAGUUCAGUUAUGCGAAGGAGUUUAAGAUAACACGAAUGAGUCAUAGAGUUCAAUUGCUUCUGGGAGCAUACCAUAUGACAUUUCCUUUGAAAAGUAUUGACAAAACGAUUGAGAUGAAAUCUGUUCCAUACGUAUGUUAUGGCAAUUGUUUAUACAUUGAGUCAAAAAUAGCUAAUGUCACAGGUAUUUCAGGAGUUAAUAGUAAAGGUUCAGUAGAAUAUAAGUCUUUCUGUUAUGAAGUAAAUUCAAUGUUCAUUCCAAACGUUCCUGUCAUAGCAACUCAUUUAGGUAAAUGGGUUCGCAUUAGUCCUCAUAAUUUGAAAGACAUGCAAUUCAGACUAGUUGACUUUCAAGGAGAGCCUGUAGAACUGAAGGCACCAGUGCGAAUGACUGUUGAAGUAGACUUUUUAGAAAAUAUUAAAUGCAACAGCUUACAAGAGAACUCAGAGCUAAAAAUAUAA